AUAAAAGUAGAGCCACAGACAUAUCUCCUCUCUGUUCCGAGAAGCAAACAGAGCACGAAGCCGACGAUGACGCGGACUACUCAGCUCUUCCCUCUCGUCGGCGCCGCCAUCGCGGUUUCCUUCCUGUCAGCGGCGGCCGCGUCCAACACCACCACCUCGUCACUCCAAAGCCUCCUCGCCGAAGUGUCGCAGUGGCGGGAAACCCAGCUGGGCGACCCUUCCUCGUCCCCGGGCGGCGGCGCGGCUCAUGCUGGCGUGCGGCCGAACAUCGUCGCGUCAUGGGUGCUCUCCUUCCUGGCGGCGUCCGUGUCGAGCGCCGGCGGCGUGGGCGGCGGGUCGCUGUUCCUGCCCAUCUUGAACCUGGUGGCGGGGCUGGGCCUGAAGCGCGCCACCGCCUACUCGUCCUUCAUGGUCACCGGCGGCGCGGCCUCGAACGUGCUCUACAACCUCGCGUCAAGGUCAAGCACGGGCACGGGCGGCGGCGGGAGGCUGAUCGACUACGACAUCGCGCUGCUGUUCCAGCCGUGCCUGCUCCUGGGCGUGAGCAUCGGGGUGGUGUGCAACGUCGUGUUCCCGGAGUGGCUCAUCACCCUGCUCUUCUCCGUGUUCCUCGCCUCCUGCACCGCCAAGACAUGCCGCGCGGGAGUCAAGAUCUGGCGGUCCGAGAGCGGCGGCGCCGGGACCGCGCGCGGCGACCACCACCACGGCAUCGGCAAGGAGCCCCUGCUGCUGCGGCUGCCCCUCGGCACCAGCGACGGCGACGCCGAGGGCGGCGGCCGCGGAAAUGGCGCGGGGUUCCCGUGGGCGGACGUGGCGCUGCUGGUCAUGGUCUGGCUCUGCUUCUUCGCGCUCCAUGUCCUCAUCGGAGACAAGCACGGGAAGGGCGUGAUCAGGAUUAGACCCUGCAGCGUCGCGUACUGGCUGAUCACCUUGUCCCAGCUACCUGCCGCUGUGGCUUUCACAGGGUAUAUUAUACACUCCAAGAGGAAGAAACGCGUUGUUCCUAGCCAAGAGGAUGGCAAGCAGGAAGAUCUUGUGGACACAGGAGUGGAAACCACCCUACCAUCACUUACACUCCCGCUCGCUGCUUUCGUCACUGGGGCUCUGAGUGGCCUCUUCGGCAUUGGAGGAGGACUGCUUCUGAACCCUGUUCUUCUUCAGAUCGGAAUACCCCCGCAGACUGCGGCAGCGACGUCUUCGUUCAUGGUCCUGUUCUGUGCAUCGAUGUCCAUGGUUCAGUUCAUCCUGCUGGGCGUGGAAGGCAUCGGGCAGGCUUCCAUUUACGCUGGGAUAUGCUUCGUUGCCUCGGUUGUUGGGGUCGUCGUGAUCCAGCGAGCCAUCAGGAAGUCCGGGCGGGUCUCGCUCAUCGUGUUCCUGGUCACGGCCAUCAUGGCGCUCAGCACUGUGAUCGUCACCUGCUUCGGAGCGCUAGAUGUCUGGAUGCAGUACACCAGCGGGGAAUACAUGGGCUUCAAGUUACUUUGCUGACAUGGUGUUACUGUUAUGGGCUUCGUUUUGGCUUGUCCUUUUUUGGGGGGGAGGAGGAAGCCUUUAUGGCCUUCUGAAGGAAGAUUUUGCAUUUGUGCUCAUGACCUUGUAAUGUGCGGUUUGGGGCUUACCUUAUACUGAAAUAGUUUUCCUAUCGGUGAGCUUUCUGGAAAGAGGCAUGACUGGUUGUGGGCACUGAUUGUGAUUGUGGCUUCCAGUUUUUCAGAUUUUAUAGUAUGAAUUGUUAUCUGCACUUGUUUACGCUCAGGCAAAAAAAACAAAAAAUCUGCACUCAUUGACCGGUGCUGUGCAUCUGUGCAUGAGUGCAUCCACAGAAUACUUUGAA
Molecule: messenger RNA, 1834 nt
Organism: Sorghum bicolor (sorghum)
Lineage: Eukaryota; Viridiplantae; Streptophyta; Magnoliopsida; Poales; Poaceae
Product: sulfite exporter TauE/SafE family protein 5
Exons: 4
Coding region: 67-1488 (473 amino acids)
Biological process (GO): protein ubiquitination
Cellular component (GO): Cul4A-RING E3 ubiquitin ligase complex; membrane
Source: RefSeq, a predicted model, not a curated record